GACUUAUGUCAUAUCAUCUGGUCGCUGAAACGAUUCGUCGGCGAUCAUCUCUUAAGAAUUCCUUCUAUACUGGUGUAAUAUUAAGCAUCACUUCCUAAAAAGAAUAUGGCCUUCUUCCUGGCCUUUAAGCUAGCCAGUAACUAUGGACGACGACAUGAGGAUUAGCCGUUAACCUCCACAGACUUCUUUGCUUUUUUUGCCGCUAUCCUUAUCAUAACACAAUGCCGCUUCUUCGGCGCCGCAACUGGCGUUGGACGUGUCUGGCCUUUAUCGCAACGUGUUUCGCUUAUGCUGGAAUCAUACUCUGGGCCCGGUCGGACUUCUUGGAACAACAUUACUACGCUAAACAGCGUCUUUGGGCACAGUUCUUGGCAACAUGUGACUGCGACGGCCAGGCCUGCCCCGAGUCCUUCGACCUCACCAUGAUGCAUCCGCGCCUCUACUCCCGACUGCUGGCAGCCGCGGAAAAGACUGCUGCCACCGCUGCUGAUGCGAGCCGUUCCGGAACGCCUGCAGUACGGCAGCAGUCCGGUUUUGAGCCCGUACAGCAGUACCUGAUCUGGCAGCCGUACAAGGUGACGGCGGUGUACCGGGCGAGGCUGCGGAUGUACGUGCAUAUGGGUCUGGUACUGCCCAGAAGCCUGGCGCUGCUGCACUCCUGGUGGUUCUCCAGCAGCGAGGACCUGGCGCUGGCACUGCAGCACCUGGCGCAGGGCGUGCCGCUGGCGCUGGACCCCAGCAGCCGGGAGGCGCUGCGUGUGGAGCCGGAUGCCGUCAUCGAGUGCACGCUGGAGGCCGAGGAGGAUGAGGGGAAGGGCGAGAAGGAGCUAGCACGCAGCGGUGGCACUACCGGUAAAAGCGGCGAUGACAGCAGCGGUACCGCCGGGGUGGGAGAACGGGAGGAGCCGCAGGAGACGGGGGAGCAGGGGGCGC
Astrephomene gubernaculifera is the source of this 933-nucleotide messenger RNA. Lineage: Eukaryota; Viridiplantae; Chlorophyta; Chlorophyceae; Chlamydomonadales; Astrephomenaceae. The record is from the annotation of a GenBank genome assembly.